Messenger RNA from Tripterygium wilfordii, 3648 nucleotides. RefSeq names its product phosphatidylinositol 4-phosphate 5-kinase 7-like. The transcript has 11 exons. The record is from RefSeq and is a predicted model, not a curated record. Gene Ontology annotation, molecular function: ATP binding; 1-phosphatidylinositol-4-phosphate 5-kinase activity. Gene Ontology annotation, biological process: phosphatidylinositol metabolic process. The coding region runs from base 1201 to 3486 and encodes 761 amino acids. NCBI's taxonomy places the organism in Eukaryota, Viridiplantae, Streptophyta, Magnoliopsida, Celastrales, Celastraceae.
AUCAAAAUUCAAAACUUGAUGCUAAACUGAAUAUCAAAAUGAAUUCGUUCAAAGGUUGAAUUAGAUUGGAACAAAAGCAUUCCUCAAGGAGAAUGAAGAUUUUAAUUUCAUGUGUUGGUCUCCAGCAACUUUAUGAGUUGGAUAAGGGGAACGUUGUAUUCUGGAGGAAGAUAAGAGUGCAAUGGUUAUACUAACUCAUAGCACGAUAUUUUGAAUCUUUGAUUAUACACCAGACCACACUCCUGUUCUUGCUCUUCAAAGAUACUGGUUUGAGAUUUCGUGGGAUGAAGUUCAAUGGGCACAAAGAAAUUACAUCAGAAUGAGGGUGCAAAUUCAUUGACUUCCAUUUCCGUACAUUCUAUUCGAUUUCCAGUUCCACACUUAACGACGGAAACUUUCUUUCGUUCAAAAUUAUCUUUCUUUCACAUAUGAGUGUUCGUUUCAUACGAUUCUUUUACCAGGCGCUCAUGUCCGUGAAUUCGGAAUCAAUUGUCCGACAGGUUACGCGACAGCCCACCACAAUUUCGUGGGAUCAAUGCCUUUUCUGACAGACUAGUCACGCACGGCACGGCACGAGAAUAAGACACGUCGUGGGUCCCAGUGUGUUGUGUCGCCAGAACACGUGGGGCGUACUCGUCUGUCGUUUUCGUUGUGAGGAUGCGAAAGGGAAAGGAGGGAACCUGAUGCAGUAGUUAACCAAGAGAGAGAGAGAGGGGUGAAGUGUCAAUUCAACCAGAGGAUCUGGGGGCGGCCGUGGGUGGCUUCAAGCUUUUCGAUUGUUCGAAAGAAGAAAAGAUUGGCUCAAAUUCUAGGGUUCUUUUGUCUGUUUUUAUUCUUUACUUGUUCGAGCUCUGGCUUGGAAGAGGAGGGAGGGGUUGAUUGUCUACUUCUGACUCAGCGGACUCCAGACUGUUUGGGAGUUGGAACCGAAGCUUUGAUGAAUGAUGAUGUUGUGGAAAACUGCACACCAAUUCACAACACUAGUCGCAGAAGGAAGGAAAGCCAGUUUCCCACACAAAUCGUUGCCCUCUCACUUAAAAGAUCAUUGUUGAUCAACGGAGAUGGGUAUUCUAUGUGGCUGGGGAAAAGGGAAUGUAGUAGUCAUUGUGCUUGGAUGAUUUCUUUGUGUUGAGCAAAGUAUCCAGAAGAGAUUUUUUUUGAAAUUAGCUGGAUUUGUACAUUGUAUGUCAUGCAUUGAUCAUGGGGGACACAGAAAGGAUUAAGGAAAAGGCCUUCUCAAAUGGUGAUGUCUAUGGUGGUAACUUUAAAGGAGCACUCCCCCAUGGGAAGGGGAAAUAUACAUGGUCAGAUGGAACCUUCUAUGAAGGUGAUUGGGACGAAGGAAAAAUGACAGGUCAAGGAUGGAUAACAUGGUCAUCUGGAGCAAAAUAUGAGGGUGAUUUCUCUGGGGGUUACCUUCAUGGUUCUGGCACCUUUAUCGGAUGUAAUGGAUCCGAACAUAGAGGAGCAUGGAGGAUGAAUAUACAGAACGGAUUUGGGAGAAAGCAAUAUUCUAACUCAGAUAUUUAUGAAGGUUCAUGGAAGGAGGGACUGCAUGAAGGUUGUGGUAGGUAUAUUUGGAAUAGUGGAAAUACAUACAUUGGAAAUUGGAAAGGCGGGAGAAUGUGUGGUAGAGGGGCAAUGAAAUGGGCAAAUGGCGAUAUCUAUGACGGGUAUUGGUUAGAUGGGCUUAGACAUGGUUCAGGAGUAUAUAGGUUCAUGGAUGAGGGAUAUUAUUUUGGGACAUGGAGUAGGGGCCUCAAGGACGGGAAAGGAACAUUCUAUCCUGCUGGAACUAAACAUCCAUCGCUGAAAAGAUGGAGUAGCUCCAUAGGAUUUGGUGAUAGUGGAAGAAGUGUGUUGUCUCAAAGUUUUUCACUAGAUAUGGAGGAAUGCAUGACUCCAAGAAAAUCAGGUCAGUUAUCAAACAGGACUAAGUCAUUAGGUGACAGUUGCAGACUCUAUGAUCCUGCAAAGGAUCUUACAUGUCAUGACUUCUCAGGCAGAUUGUCCCAUGCGUCUGAUCUUGGUCCAAGUGAUGCGAAGGAUUACAGUGCUGUAAUAUAUGAAAGAGAAUACAUGCAAGGAGUUUUAACUAAAGAGAGAAUCAGGAAUUUUGCUGAACUGUCACAAAAAACUAAGAAAAAUAAUAAGUUUCGUGUGGAAAAAGUGAAAGGACAUUCAUGUGUAGACAUUUUCAAUGGUCGCCAGAGCUAUUAUUUAAUGCUUAAUUUGCAACUUGGUAUCAGGUACACUGUUGGCAAGAUCACACCAGUACCAAUGCGUGAAGUUCGAUCUUCUGAUUUUGGAGAUCGAGCAAGAAUAAGAAUGUAUUUCCCCAGAAAGGGUUCCCGGUUUACACCUCCUCACUAUUCUAUUGAUUUCUAUUGGAAAGAUUAUUGCCCUAUGGUCUUCAGGAAUCUGAGGGAAAUGUUCAAAUUGGAUGCUGCAGAAUAUAUGAUGUCAAUUUGCGGUGACGAUGGCCUGAGGGAAGUUUCCUCGCCAGGGAAAAGUGGCAGUUUAUUCUAUCUUUCCCAUGAUGAUAGAUUUGUGAUCAAGACAUUAAAGAAACCUGAGAUUAAGACCCUUCUCAAGAUGCUGCCUCAUUACUAUAGUCAUGUUAAGGAACACGAAAAUACUCUCAUAACAAAAUUUUUUGGAGUCCACCGGAUAACAGUAAGAGGAGGAAAAAAGGUGCGCUUUGUGGUCAUGGGUAAUAUGUUUUGUACAGAAUUGCGAAUUCAUUGUCGUUAUGAUCUAAAGGGAUCAACUCAAGGAAGAUAUACAGAUAAAGAUAAGAUUGAAGAGAAUACCACGUUGAAAGAUCUUGAUCUGUCUUACGAAUUUCUUAUGGACAAAUUGUUGCGAGAAUCCCUUUUCAAACAGCUCUCUCUAGACUGCUCGUUCUUAGAAUCUCAAGAUAUAAUUGACUAUAGCCUUCUCCUGGGAUUACAUUUUAGAGCUCCGGAGCAUCAUAAGGCUUUUCUAGAACCUCCUGCUACGGUGCCCAGUCAAGAUAAUUCACCACCUGCUAAUGGUGUAACAUCACAAGGGGAGCUCUUGAUUCCUCCAAAAGGCCUGAUCCUAGUAACCCAUGAACCCAGCUCUGUCAACAUUGCACCAGGUCCUCACAGCAGAGGAGGUACAUUGAGAGCAUAUUCCGUAGGUCACCAGCAAGUUGAUCUUUUACUACCUGGUACUGGAAGGUUACGAGUGCAACUUGGAGUAAACAUGCCAGCUCAGGCUAGCCGCAAGGUUGUGGAGGCAGAUAUUGAUUCAGCAGACAUUGAACUCUUUGAAGUUUAUGAUGUAGUUCUAUACAUGGGCAUAAUCGAUAUAUUGCAGGAAUACAACAUGAAAAAGAAGGUUGAGCAUGCAUACAAAUCAUUGCAAUUCGACCCUCUUUCGAUUUCGGCUGUAGAACCCAAGACUUAUGCUAAAAGAUUCAUUGAUUUCCUGGAGAAAGUUUUCCCUCAAGAGCCUUGAUUACCUUGGUGUUUCUACUUUGCAUCUUCUCCCCCCCCCCCCCCCCCCCACUCUUAUUAUUGUAAGUAGUGUUUAAUAAUGUAACCUUAUAUACCAAAAUCUCGUGGAAAUUGUAAAUUCGAAAUAUUAUUAGCAUAGAGAGAUUUUUUAUUUAUCUAUUCA